AUGCACUUUUAUGACGUUUCUGAGGUUGAAGAGGUUAAGCAAAAAGGGAUGAAGAUGUCCACGUUUAUGCCAUUUACAGUUUGCAGCAUUCGAGAUGUGCCACAACAACGUGAUGGUACCUCUUGCGGAAUCAUGAUAGUCAAAUUCAUCAAGCAUCUCAGUGCUGACAUUUCGUUGGAUAAAGUUGACCCUUCGAAGAUCACAUAUUACCGACUCAAGCUUGCGAUAGAGGCUUUAAGGGGGGAGGCAUAUAUAUGA
Prunus armeniaca (apricot) is the source of this 258-nucleotide messenger RNA. The record is from the annotation of a GenBank genome assembly. NCBI's taxonomy places the organism in Eukaryota, Viridiplantae, Streptophyta, Magnoliopsida, Rosales, Rosaceae.